Messenger RNA from Durusdinium trenchii, 1359 nucleotides. Lineage: Eukaryota; Dinophyceae; Suessiales; Symbiodiniaceae. The record is from the annotation of a GenBank genome assembly.
CAUGUGUUCUGUCCCUACAGUGUAUGUUUUCCUCGUUUUGAUGUAGUUCUUCGCUUCUUUCGUCGCCGAUGCCCUAAGUCGCAUGCGGUACGCGCCUUGGAGAGGCCCAGCAUUGGCCUCCUUGAGGAUUCAUCGCCGAGGCGGCACCUCUUUGGCAGGUCGGCCCGAGGUGCAGUAUCGCGAGGCACCUAUCAUUACUGCGGAUCUGUUGCCGCAGCCGAUCAACCUGCAGAAGUUCCGGGACUUGGUCAACACCGAUCGGAGCACCACCCUGAAGUGGGGCCAGGGCAAGGUCUUGUUCUGUGAUGGCUUGGGCGGCACCGCCAGCAGCGCCGUGCUCUUGGCCGAGGGCUGUGUGGUGUGUUGGCAAGCCACGGAGGCACAAAGGCGGCUUUUGCUGGAGAAGGCGGCCAGCUGCCCCGAGACCCGUGGCCGGCGCUUCCGCUCCUUGGGCGAAGCACGCGAAUCCUUCGGCUCACCACGCUCACCAGCUGUGAGCAGCGAAACGUUGGACCUGGGCGAGGCCGCGCCAGGGCAAAAGACGCACAUGAACUCCAAUGGGAAGCUUGCCUUGAGCAUCGAUCCCGAGGAUCGCACUAUGGACCAGAUCGCCGUGUCACUGGGCAUGGCCGUCGCCGUGCGAUUGGAAUCCCUAGAGGAAAAGAUCGAGAAUUUGCUGGAACAAGAUUGGAAGGCACUGGAGCGACUGGUGAAGCGUUUGGAAGACCCCUGGUACUUGAUGGUGAGCCUGAAAGACGUCUCACAUCGGAUUUUCAAGUACGAGCACAUGAUCCACAAGUUGCGUUACGAGCUCAACGCCGAAGCGGGUCUGCUGGACUCGCCCGAUCUUUUAUGGGAGAAUGCCACGGCGGAGAAGCUGCAUGAUAAGGUGGUGGCCCACUUCGAUGUGCGGCGGCGAACGGAGGUGCUGAACCAACGGCUGAGCUACUCUUUGGACUACCUUCACACCUUGGGAGAACAUGUGAGGCACCUCCAUUCGGUUCGCCUGGAGAGGAUGAUCAUCAUCCUCAUCACCCUGGAGUUGGGGGUGGGCAUCAUGGGCCUCUCUCCAAAUCUGGCGAGUUGGCCGAGCCUGGUCCUGGCCCAGCAUGGACUGUUCUAGCAUUCCUCUCCUCAGCGAAGCGACAGAACACUGGAAGGCCUACGGAACAGGGGACAUUCCGCCCUCUUUGGUGCCCGACCACCAAAGAGGAAGGCGUGCAGAGAAAAGCCUUAAAGCGGGUGUCUCACCAUAACAAGCCGAUUCCUUCAGCACCCUGAGUGGAAGUGAAGAACAUACCAAAGUACACGUUGAAUAUCGUUGAAACAUCGUUUGGGUCGUAGCUGAGUGGCUUCCCU